Molecule: messenger RNA, 1037 nt
Organism: Wasmannia auropunctata (little fire ant)
Lineage: Eukaryota; Metazoa; Arthropoda; Insecta; Hymenoptera; Formicidae
Exons: 3
Coding region: 351-674 (107 amino acids)
Source: RefSeq, a predicted model, not a curated record
AUCAGCUGGUAACAGGCAAAAGGCCGGCCGUCAUGUCGUCUCUCAGGUUUCUCUCUGACGACUGCCGACUGAUCACGAAGUCACAGCUGACUAUCGACUAUCACACACGCUACACACAGUAUUGCACAGUAUUUUGACUUGAUGAGACUUGACGUCGAUUUCGAUGCUCAGUGCAUACUGUAUGUACUGUAUACUUUCCGUACCUGUAUACAGAUACAGGUAGUUCAGCUUGUUUAGCUUGUAAAAAACGAAGCUUUGAUCCUCAUUUCUGAGCAAGACGAGACCGAGUAAUUGAAAAAGCGAAGGCUCAAGCUCAGGCAUUUGGAUUCUUAUUAUUGUGACACGGUGUGAUGUUCACCAACAAGAAGAACAGCCUACCACCGAGGCCUCACAUGCCAAGCCAUGAACACAUGCUGGAGGAUCUCGACAGAGCUGGGGUGGACGACGUGGCGUUUAAAAUCACAAGUGAAUUGUGCACAAAGGACGGGCAGACGGGUGCGAGUAACUCAGAUAUGUACAAAAAAGUGAAAACCUAUUUGAAUACCAAGCAGCAGUUGAAGCAGCUGGAAUGUACUCUGAAGAAGGAGGGACAACAAAUGCAGGUGGAUAAUGAAGAGAUAAAGAGGCUCGCGGAUGACAUUAGGCAGCAGGCGCAAGCCGCUCUGGUAACAUAGAAGAAAUAAAUUCAUAUUCGCGAGGUUCACUAAGGUAGGCGCACCACGUAAAUCCCGGUGGGUAUCCUGAAAAAGUCACGUCGACAGAUUAAUAUACAUUAAUGAGACAAAGACGCAAAUGUAAUGCGUAUCCUGACAUAUGGCUCACAUAUCACUUCCUUUACAAAUAUGUCGUAUUAUAAAUUUUUAUAUAACAAAUGUAUUUUAGUGAAUCUACAAAAAUUUGUUAAUAGACAAAUGUGUGACAAUACUUAAAUUUUAUUUCCUCGACAUCAGGAUACGCACGUUUUAACCUAAACACUCUGGUAGCAUUAUUGCUCAAUACGUGUUAUUUGUUUCAAAUAAAAAAAUCAAUUGUUUAUA